Messenger RNA from Haplochromis burtoni (Burton's mouthbrooder), 598 nucleotides. RefSeq names its product zinc finger protein with KRAB and SCAN domains 1-like. Gene Ontology annotation, molecular function: RNA polymerase II cis-regulatory region sequence-specific DNA binding; DNA-binding transcription factor activity, RNA polymerase II-specific. The record is from RefSeq and is a predicted model, not a curated record. Lineage: Eukaryota; Metazoa; Chordata; Actinopteri; Cichliformes; Cichlidae. Gene Ontology annotation, biological process: regulation of transcription by RNA polymerase II.
CAACUUUUUGUUUGUGUGUCUCCAUUUGUGCCUUCAGACCUCCAACAGCAACACGUCUGUGAGGAGGAGGAGGUUCAGCAGAGGAGCCGAACACAGUCUCUACAGAUUAAAGAGGAACAGGAGGAGAUGUGCAUCAGUCAGGACGGGGAGCAGCGUGCACAGAAGGAGGAGACUGAUACCUUUAUGGUGACUGUAACUUAUGACGACAGCGACCAGCUCGGCUCUCGCAGCUCUCUUCUAUACGAAAGCCGAGAUCAGGAAGGAAGCGAGAGUUUCGAUUCUACUUCAACUGCCACUAGAAACAUAAGUCAGAGUAGCAACGCAGAAAUCUUUCCCACAUCAGAGAGUCAGUGUAACACCGACAUAGUCCCCAAAUCUCUAAAAUGCAAUGUUUGUGGAAAGGUCUUUAAGCCUUAUAGUGACCCGUUAGCAUUUAAGAGACACAUGGCAGUCCACUCGGGCGAAAAGCCGUACUCCUGCAAAACGUGUGGGAAAAGUUUCACUAAAAAUAGUACUUUACUGGGCCACAUGAGAGUUCACACAGGGGAGAAGCUGUAUUCUUGUGAAACGUGUGGGAACAGUUUUACUCGAAAAGGUA